AAUCAAUUCCACAGUCGGACGAUGCGGAUGGGAGAGGUGCUGAUGACGCCAAUCAAUCGAUGACUUGCUUCGAGGAUGGGCGCGCGUGCGCUUACAUAGAUACUCCGACCUCGAAAAGACGUGGGAUCGAUAGAAAUAUGUUAGGUUUACUGUAGCUAGCUUCCUAGCUUACCCCGUAUUGGCGAUUCCCAGCCUCUCCGUACUCCUCGCCCUCUUUCUCCACGCAAGCUCUCGCCCCGCCCGUCUCGGGCAUUCUACCGCAUAUUGCCAACGUAACCAUGCUAGUCCUUGUCACUGGCGCUACCGGCAACAUCGGCCGACAUGUCAUAAGCAGCCUCCUGGCUAGGGGCCAUCGGGUCCGAGCCCUCGCUCGCAGCCCCUCCUCGUCCUUCUCGUCUGACACUUUGUCGCGCCUCGAGAGCGUCGUGCCCACCAGCGGCUACGACGAUGUCGCUGCUUUAGAUCGUGGCUGCGCCGGCGUCGACGCCAUCGUCAACGCGUACAGCGGGAAGCCCGAGCUCACGCUCGAAGGCCAACUCCUGCUGCUCCGGGCGGCCGAGCGAGCCGGCGUGAAGCGGUUUGUCGCGUCGAGUUGGAGCUACGACUGGACCGCCCUGCAGCUCGGCCAGCACGAGAGCUACGACCCGUUUAUCGCCUUUCGUAACCACGUCGAGCUCACGUCCGAGAUCCGACCCAUCUACAUCCUGACCGGCGUCUUUGCCGAGGUUUUCUUCGCCGUCCCGGGACACGGCGACUUUACCCCCCGAAAUCACGGAUGCUGGGAUCCGCAGCGGAGAAGACUCGAGAUCUGGGGUACGGGCGACGAGCCCUGGCAGUGGACCACCGAAAAAGAUGCCGCCGAGAUUGCCGCCGAGAUUGUGCAGCGGGACGAUGCCGCCGAGGGCGGGUUCUGGCGUGUCUGCUCCGGUGUGAACACGCUGAGAGAAAUCGCCGCCACGUACGAGCGCGUUCGGGAGACGAAGGUGGACGUUGAGGUCAUGGGGGAUGUAGCAGAGCUCAGAGAACAAGCCAUGCGAGCAAGACGUAACGGAUCCCGGCGCAACUUCUGGCCAUACAUCGGGUGGUUCUACCAACUCUUUACCGUCGAUGGGACGUGGACCCUUACGCGCCUAGAUAACGAGAAGCUAGGGGUUCCCACGACAACCCUAGAGCAGUUCUUACGAGAGCACCCGACCCUCUAGCAAAUGAAACGGUAUUUGGGGCCAACAUGCUAGUUAGUAUGGAAAGGUUCGUAUAUAUAUUAUAUAUGCCUAUCCGCCGCCCCGCAGCUGUGAUUUGCGAGAUGCGGCUCUAUCGUCCGCGCAUGAACGUACAUAGGGUAGAUGAAAGCAUCGAACCGUUGUCCAUAUUAGUACGGUAUCUUCAGGACCGACUGUCGUUCGUCCGUACCUCCGCCUACCCAGAACCGCCGUGGCAAGGAAAGAUGGAUAUCUGUCGAGCUGAUAAAAACGAUAACAAAAGAGAGGGGGAACAGGUCAGCAAGUAAUAGUUAGUUCGUGUCAUCUCUCGGUCGGGCC
Messenger RNA from Durotheca rogersii, 1538 nucleotides. Its product is annotated as NAD(P)-binding protein. The record is from RefSeq and is a predicted model, not a curated record. NCBI's taxonomy places the organism in Eukaryota, Fungi, Ascomycota, Sordariomycetes, Xylariales, Xylariaceae. The transcript has a single exon. Bases 279 to 1202 code for a protein of 307 amino acids.